CCCCGGCAAAGGAGUACGUAGACACAGGAUGAGUACUCCGGAGUAUAGUACAUCUUCGUCCCCCCUGGUGCCUUGAUCUUCUUUUUAUCUUCUCCUCAUUCUGUUUCUCUUCCCUAUUCUCCCUCUUUCCUUUCUUCAACUUUACUCUUCUGUAUAGCCCCCUGUGCUUUCUUAGUCGUCGGAUGGUUUUUCCAUCUCCAACAGCCGCCCAGUGUGUUUCUUUGCUGUCAUCCCACGAUCAUCGUCCCUCGAUCGGCUCUCAGUUGUGUGGGUGGCUUUAUUAUCUCCUCUUUCUUCUCUUUUUCUUCCUUUAUUCUUCUCUUUUUUUCAUCUCUCCCCUCCUUCCACCUCCCUUCUAUUCUUUUGUCUCUCACCUUUCUAUCCUGAGAGAUGCUCUUCUUUACUUAGUCUCACUCCUUUCUUUCUGUUCUUCUCUCCCUUCAUACUCGUUCCCUGUCGGCCCUUGCAUCGUCGGGCUCUCGGUUAAAUCUCGUCAUCGUCAUCAGCCUCAUCGUCUUUUAUCAUCAACAGAUCUCACCAAAAAUUCAACAUUCCUUCGUCUCUGCAAAGCAUUUUUUUCUUUGCCUUCUUCCCCUCCCCCUCUUUCGGGGCGAAUAAGAUACAACUAAACUCGUUUAUCUGUAAUCUCGGUUUUUUUUUUUUUUUUUUUUUUUUUUUUC
This is a messenger RNA of Aspergillus glaucus CBS 516.65, 680 nucleotides long. RefSeq lists its product as uncharacterized. The record is from RefSeq and is a predicted model, not a curated record. The coding region runs from base 183 to 629 and encodes 148 amino acids. The transcript has a single exon. NCBI's taxonomy places the organism in Eukaryota, Fungi, Ascomycota, Eurotiomycetes, Eurotiales, Aspergillaceae.